Molecule: messenger RNA, 4404 nt
Organism: Bathycoccus prasinos
Lineage: Eukaryota; Viridiplantae; Chlorophyta; Mamiellophyceae; Mamiellales; Bathycoccaceae
Product: soluble starch synthase III-1
Exons: 1
Coding region: 1-4404 (1467 amino acids)
Molecular function (GO): alpha-1,4-glucan glucosyltransferase (UDP-glucose donor) activity; starch binding
Source: RefSeq, a predicted model, not a curated record
AUGCGCGCGACGACGAUUCAGACGACGACGACGCAGUUUACCACGGGAGGUGCGAAUACGUCGUCGUCUCGAAACCAGAUUCAGAAGAUUACCAACAACGCCGGGACCGCGAAAGCGGAUAAUCUUCAUCGGGGAAGAACAAAAUUAACGAGGAGGAAAAAUGUUCUCAGUCGCCCUUUUACGAGGGUGGUGGUGGUGUCGUCCUCGUCCUCGAACGAUCACGAUGUUCUCGGUUUAAGAGGAGGACAAACAAAACGACGGGGAGUUGGUGUCGUCGCGCGGAUGACAUCUGCGGCAGACACUUCCUCGUCCUCCUCGUGCACGAUAUCUCAAGAGCUCGCGAACUUGGAACAAGAGUUUAGAGACAUGUUGGAUCCAGAUUCAGAUUCGAAACCGAGAGCGGCGGACGUGAGAGCGAUGCGAUCGAGAAUCAACGCGUUGAAAAGAGAAGUUGCGAACGGGAACGGCGCGAAUAUCAUUCAAUCGCAAACGAAGACGAGAGCGCCGGACGCGAAAGAAAUCGCUCGGAAAGAGCUGGAACGUUUGAGAGAAGAACGCGAGAAACUUUUGAAAAUGAGAGCGCAAGUGGAAGAAAACGAACGAUUGAAGAAAAAGAACAGCGACAAAGGUAUUGCUACGAGUGCUGCGAAUAACGUAGAACCAGAGCACGAUAACCCGGUGACGACGACGACGACGCAGAAACCGAAACCGGCGGACGAACGCAAAGCGAGAGUCGCGCACAUGGAAGCGGAGAAGCAUAAAGAGGCUGUUAAUAUUGGCACGGUUGUCAUGGACGACGAGAUGAAAGCUCUGUUGGCGAAAGAAGAGCAGGCGAGAAAAGAAGCGGAAGAAUUGGAAGCGUCGAGAUUGAUGGCAGAGGCUGAGGAGGCAAAGUACGCGGCGUAUCUGGAAGAGUCGGGUGAUUUCAUGAACACGAAUUCUGGGAUUCGCUCGGGUAUUAACGAUCCGUUCUUGGACAGAGCUUUCAUAGUGGAAAAGUUAGAGUCGGAGCUUUUGGAAAACUUGGAAAUGCAAUCAGAUCUUCGCGCGAUUGAGGACAUCGAAGACCAACUGGAGUCACAAAAGAAAGAAGCCGAAGAGGCGAGACGAGCGAAAGACGAGGCCGAAGCGGCGAGACAGCUUGCGGAAGCGAAGCAAAAAGCGGAAGAAGAAGAAGCGCGUCUAAUCGUGGAAAAGCAACAAAAAGAAGCGCGCGCAAACGCUGAAAAGAUUGCCGCCGCGCAAGCUGAAUUGAAAGCCAUGGAAGCCGAAACGAAGAGGUUGCAGAGACUCGCCGAAGAGAAGAAGAAACAAGAAGCUGUUGCCCCAGAAGCAUCGACGACGACGAUCGAGUCUCCAGGUUCGCAAGCUAUUCGAGAUCUUCUCGAGCAAAAGCAAGCUGAAGCGGCUAAAGUCCGUGAGUUGGGUAUGGUCGAAGACGAACUCGCCAAGCGCGAAGUUGCAGAGGCGGCAAAGAAGAACAAAGCUAUCCGCGAAGCGAAAGAAGCGGAAGAGUUGGCAGCCAAGAAAGUCGCCGAAGCCGAAGCCGAAUUGAAGAGAAAAGCGGAAGAGGAAGAGGAAGCUAAACGCGUGGCGGAGUUGAAAAAGAUGGAAGAGGCGAAGAAAGCGAAAGAAACGUUGAUGCGUUUAAGGCAAGAAGCGGAGGAGUUGAAAGCAGCUGCAGAGGCGAAAAAGUUACGCGAACAAGCCUUGGCGAAAGCACAAGCGGAAGAAGAAGCUUUGACUGCGCAAGCGGAAAAUGAGAGAAUAGAAAUGGAAGCGAGAGAAGCGGCCCAGGCAGAAGCGACGGCGAGAGGAGAAGCUGAAGCGCGGGCCAUCGCCGAGGCUGAGGCACAAGCUCAAGCGGAAGCGGAAAGGAAAGCGAUUGAAAAACAGCUCCGAAUCGAAGAGCUCGCGAGAGAGGAACAAGCCAAAGCGGACGCCGCGAAAGCAAAAGCCGAUGCUGAGUACGCAAAAGCAGAGCAACAAGCAAAGAAAUUGCAAGAAAAGACGGAGAUUUUGAACGACGACAAUAUCGAACACUUGAGAGCAAAAUACGAAGAAUUGGCGAGAGAAUCCGAAGCAUCUCCAGGUGCGAGAAGAGACUGGGCAGAAGCGUUGAAAAUCGCUGGUGAUAAGGUCAGAUGCAUGGAACAGCACUCGCAUGGUCAAUCGCCGAAGAACGAUGCGCUCUGGACGGUGUCUCCGGCGACUCCGGUGCCCGGUCAAUCCGUCACCGUUUCGUACUGCAACCAAAACACCGUUUUGAACGGUAGACCGAAAGUUUUUGCUCAUUUUGGUACUAACCAAUGGUCGAAUGGUGCCGAGCAGUUUGAAAUGAAGGCAAGAACGUCGGCCGUUGCCGAUGACUCUACCGUCUGGUUCGACUUGGAUGUUUCCGUGCCGAGCAAAGCAGUCAUUUUAGACUUUGUCUUCUCCGACGGUAACGGCGCAUACGAUAACAACAAUAGAGGUGAUUUCCACGUUCCAGUUGCGGGAGCAAACGAAAUGCUGGAGAGAUCUCGCAUCGAGUCGUGCAUCAAAAUCUACGCGAAACUUCGAUUAGAGCGAGAAGAAGAAGAUCGGUUGGAAGAGUUGAGACAAGCGGAACGAACGAAGUUAAAGAAAAUCGCGAAAGUGAAAGCUGCAGAACUCACGGCGAAACAAAGAGCGCACGUUUUGUUCACCAUUCCAGAGUUUCCAAAAGCCGGCGAACCCUUCAAAUUAUGCUAUAAUCCAAAGAAUACUACUUUGAAAGAUGCGACGGGCGUUUCCGUCGUCGGCGGGUGGAACCGAUGGAACCACGAACAGGCGUUACCGAUCACGAAAUUGUCCCCAGAUCCAAGCUGCAAGGCGGAUUCGCAAGAUUAUUUCUCCGUCGAAUUGACGUCGCCGAAAGACGCGUUCAUGUUUGAUUUCGUCUUUUGCGAUCAGGACGGUAACAAUUACGAUAACCGUAAUCGUUUGGACUAUCACUUGCCUAUCGCCGGAGGCAUCAAUUCGGAUGGAUCGAAGGCUGCCGAAAAGCCAAUGCACGUCAUGUCAGUUGCCGUUGAGAUGGCGCCGAUUGCUAAAGUCGGUGGUUUAGGCGACGUCGUCACAUCGUUAUCGCUCGCGGUUGAAGCCGAAGGACACAGAGUCGAAGUUGUCUUGCCGAAAUAUGAUUGCAUGAAAUAUGAUUUAAUCGAUGACUUGAAAGAAGAGAAAGGUUUUGAGUGGGGUGGAACGUACAAUCACGUAUAUUCUGGCACCGUCGAAGGCGUCAAAACGUUCUUUAUCGACCCAGAUAAUGGAAUGUUUAAAGUAGGCAUGGUCUACGGUACGGACUACCUCUCGAUUCCCAUGACUGAUCAAGAACGUUUCGGAUUCUUCUCAAAAGCCGCGCUCGAGUGGAUGUUACAAUCUGGCAGGAAUCCGGAUAUCAUUCACAUCCACGAUUGGCAAACGGCACCGGUGGCAAAGUUUUUAGCCGAAGAUUACGCGCCGUAUGGUUUGGAUAACCCAAAAGUGAUUUUCACCAUCCACAAUUUGCACUACGGUCAAGCGUUGAUUGCGGACGCCAUGAAUAAUUGCGCGAUUGCCACCACGGUAUCGAGAACGUACGCCAAGGAGAUCGCCCACGAAGGUUGUGUCAAUCCAAACUUGCACAAAUUGCACGGCGUCGUAAAUGGCAUAGACCCGGACAUCUGGGAUCCGAGAAACGACAAGUUCUUACCGCAAUUCUUUGGCGAAGACGAAGUCAUUCCGGGCAAAGCUGCUGCACGACAAGCGUUGUGUUCGAGAUCAAACUUAUACAAUAAUCCAGAAGUUCCGAUGAUAGGUGUCGUCACGCGUUUGACGCAUCAAAAAGGUAUCCAUUUGAUUAAACGAGCAAUCUAUCGCGCUUUGGAGAGAGGGUGUCAAGUGUGCUUGUUAGGCUCUGCACCAGACGAGAAAGUCCAAAAAGAAUUUGAAGAGAUGGCGCAUCAAUUAAAGCAAGAGCAUUACAACACGGCUGCGUUGCACCUGUUCUACGACGAAACCAUGUCACACUUCAUCUACUCCGGAGCGGAUAUGAUUUUGGUCCCGUCCAUGUUUGAGCCGUGUGGUUUGUCGCAGCUCAUUGCCAUGCGUUACGGCACCGUUCCAGUGGUCAGACGCACCGGUGGAUUAGCCGAUACCGUUUUUGACGUCGAGCACGAUCAUGCUAAGGCUGCCUGGGAAGGCAUGACCCCGAACGGAUUCUCGUUCGAUGGUACCGACGAAGGAUCGAUCGAUUACGCGUUAGAUAGAGGUAUCGACAUGUUCUACAACGACAUCGAUGUGUUCAGAAAGUUGCAAGCGAAUUGCAUGAGCCAAGAUUGGUCGUGGAACAGACCUGCGAUUGAAUACAUAGAACUCUUCCACGCCGCUAGGAAAGCCUAA